Colletotrichum scovillei is the source of this 2081-nucleotide messenger RNA. RefSeq lists its product as uncharacterized. NCBI's taxonomy places the organism in Eukaryota, Fungi, Ascomycota, Sordariomycetes, Glomerellales, Glomerellaceae. The transcript has 2 exons. The record is from RefSeq and is a predicted model, not a curated record. The coding region runs from base 1181 to 1816 and encodes 211 amino acids.
UGGAGGGGUAGCACAAGUUCGGUACUGUGACGGGACUGUAGCCGACACUGUGUCUGCAGGGCCCCGGGACCCACCUCCGCCGCCGCAUCUCCGAGCCUCCGACUGCAUCCCGUCAGCUUCAAGCCGAACUUUUGUCUUUCUCGAAUCAGACGUCAUAGCAUGGUCCCCACCAAAAUGGGGAUCCCAUGGCCAAUUCGGCUUCGGCAUCUUCGAGGUCGGUAUCGGCUCUAUCGUAUCUCUGCAGACCGUUUCCUCAACACCUGAAAUCACACAGAGCUCUGGGUGUGCGUGGGAACAUCCGCCAUCGUGCAGGGCAAACACCUCUGACGUGUCGAGGCACAGAACACGAUACGACCACGAUAUUGAUGUUUUUUGAAUUGCUCCUAUUUCCCUAAUCUCCUUGAGACAACACGUUGCGACGUAAGGUGGUUCUCUGGUCGUCACGGUCAGGGGAAGAACCUCGGUGAGCCCGACAUAUGCAAGCUGAGGUGGGAAUCGAGGGGCACAGGGGAACACCGACUUCGUGUUCUUCUCCUGGGCUACCUCAACUUGUGGCGAUAGUCCGUCGCUCUGGGUCUUGACGUGGUCGGCAUGCUCUGCCUCGUCGAGUCCUGUUGCACCCGUGUGGACGGGUUACUUUUGUGCCUCGCGAGAUCGGAUUGCGGCAAGUGAUGAAGUACGAUGACGCGGAACAGAUGCAGCUGUCAAAUUGGCAUGAGCCUAGCAUCGUCUUGUCGUCUUUGGAGUCAACGAUGUCUGCGGUUGUGGUAGAAUCUGACUAGUGUCUAGCACAGCACAAUACAUCUUCGCGGAUUGAAUCUCUGAGGUUAGAAGCAACCGAACAGAUCGAAUUCAAUAUUGGUCAGAUCACAACAUGGACUUGCUUGACUCUACGUCGAUUCCCAUUGCGGUAUCACCUUCGUCACGGGUGCAACGGACAACGUGUAAACUACAUCAGCCGAGUCCACGAGAAGAAACGUCAGACAAUGCUCAACGUCCUACGAGUUCUCUCGCCCAAAAAUCGCAUCAUGACGAAGAAGUUGGACGUCGACAAUGUGUAUAAAGUGAGCAGUCAAUCACGCAAUCCCGUCCUCCUCAUCACCAAAAACGCCAGAGUAGCGGCAAUCAUCUCUUCGCAUAACCAAAAUAUCACCUCUCCCAGUCCUCCCACCACGCAGACAUGAAGUUGAACAUCCUAUCACUGGCCGCCCUCCUGGCCUGGGCCUCUGCCGCGCCACAAGACCCUCAAGUGCCACCAGUCUCAACCUCCAUCACGACAAUCACCGUCAACGGCCAACCGCCCGCGCCCACCGAGCCCAUCCCGAACAACCCCGGCCCGGACCCCGUCCCCGCGCCCGCUCCCUCAGGCCCAGCGCAGCCGGCACCCGCUCCCGGCGUCGCCCACUGCGUCUGCGGCGCAACCUACUGCGGCAAAGUCCUCGUCGGCUUCCAAGGCUACACAACCGAACAAGUAGGCCAAGGCUACUGCGCAACCCCAGGCACAAACUGCGCCGCCGCCGCCCCGGCCGUCGAGUCCCUCGAGAACACCCUCUUCGUCUGCAUCUGCCCGCCCGGGCAAAAGACGGGCUCCGCCAUCGAGCUCAUCUGCCCCUGCCAGGGCCGCUGCAAGAACGACGAGCCCGACUUUAUCGGCCGCUGCGAGACGCCCUGCAACCUCGGCUGUGCUCCCGCUGCUUCUGGUGCGCCGAGUGCCAGUGCCUCUGCUAUUCCCGCCGCGCCUGCUCCCGUUGACGCGUUGCCUGUUCCUGUCCCGGUUCCGGCUGCGCCGCCUGCUGCUGGGAGGAGACGGGCGUAGUGUCCUCUGUUCGUGCUUUUGGGGUUCCGUUGGGUCUGGGUGGGCCUCUAUUCUCUCCUCUUUCUUUAGUUAUAUUUCCUCUGCGUCUUUGUUGCGGGUCAACGAUGACCGGGACAGGGUAUUUCAUAAUUCAGCACCCCAUGAAGGGUCUGAGUACUACGCUCUCUUCAAGCCGACGGGGAAAGAGAAGUGGGGUUCGUCGCGGCAAAUAGGCAUUCUCAUCUCUGGAGAGAGAUCACACACUCUCUGGAUCUAGAUACCGGAC